GGGAGUUCGUGUUGUCGCCGGGUUUUCACCAACGGUAACCGUUCAUCCACAACCUUGUCAUUAACUUGCGUGGAACGCAUUCAUCACCGGGAAUCAUCUAUCCAGGAAUAUCGGUUGGAUCCAAAGUCAUUGGUUGUUUUGGAGGCCUUGACUUGCAUGGGAAGAAACACAAUGUGUUGAGGAGCGACCUUGCAUCAACUGCUAACGUUGGAGCUCAAUCUAUCACACUCCGUGAUGCUGUGGAUUGGGUUGUAGGGGAAGAGAUUGUGAUCACAACAACAGGUUACAGAUCAAUUGAGACAGAGAAGAAGACGAUAACUUCUGUCUCGGGAGACAUGAAGACAAUCGGACUCAACAGUGCGUUGGAGUAUCGUCACAUGGGCGAGACAUACUCAGUGAACGGUUUCCGUUUGGAAAUGAGAGCCGAAGUCGCUUUGCUGACGCAUAACAUCAAGAUUGUUGGCGAGUUGUACGAUACGAUUGAUAAAGAAGCAUUUGGUGGAAGGGUGUUGGUUGGGAGUACCUCCAGUAGCUCUGGUGAUCCUUUGACAGGUUGGGCUAGAAUUAGCAACGUUGAGUUUCUGAGAGCCGGUCAAGAGGGUUGGACCGAAUCCUACGAUCCAAGGUUUGGUGUCGCGUUUGUGAGAACUGGAACAGUUUCCGCUGGGCGUCCUUCUUACGUGCAGAACUCUGCUUUCCAUGAUUCGUAUUCAACCGCCAUUGGCAUUUUCGGUGCAAGCGGAAUCAAUAUAACUGGGAACGUCGUUCACAGAGCGAUUCAUGACGGUAUCAGAGUCACUGGAAGUAACCACAGAGUUAUUGGGAACCUGGUGACUGUUACUCUCUUCAGGGGAGCAUAUGGUGACCGGUUUGAAAAAGAUAACUACUUGGAUUGGCAAGCUGCCUUCCAACUUUCCGAAGCCACCGACGUGGUUGUGGUGAACAACACGGCUGCGGGAUCGGAACGAAUUGGUUUCCAUGUCGAUGGGGAAGCUUGCGAUGCUGGAGAUGAAAACGCAUGGAUGGGCAACGUGGCACAUGGCUGUCUUCAUGGCAUUCAAAUAUUCAUACCUGAUGGCAUCUUCCCUUGCUCAAUGCUUCGUAACUUUGUGGUUUACAAGUCGUGGGAUUACGCUAUUUACCAUCAAACACAGACAAGUGUAAUCAUAAAAGAUACGAUCAUUGCCGAUUCAACGGUUGGUUUGCUUCCUGUCCUGUUUGCACCACCCGCAUUGUCGCAUACAUACAUUAACAAGUUCUCCAAGUUGGACAAUGUUCUGUGUAUUGCACGAACCGACCAUUUCGAUCCAACUCAAGACUUCAUGGAUGAACGAACCGACAAAAAUCUUAUCGUCAGAGACUUUGGUAAGGUACGUUCGGCACCACGAAACCCUCACGGAGGAAAGACAUGCCUUCUCCUGCCCCUUUUCCAAAGUGGAACCACUGGAUCUCCAUUCAAACCAUUCAACAAUAACAAGAACUACCCAAUGUUGCACGGCGUGUUUAAUAUCACAAAGUUCACCGCAAACAACGUCAAGUUGCAAGCAGAUGGAACCAGAGAUCUUGUUAUGUGGACAAACCCCUCAAAUGAAGAUGCUGUCCAUCCAACAAUUCUCUCACAAACUUCUCUCAUAAACGUAGAAGAAGCAAGCAAAGUUUUCAUUGAUCGCCCAAGUCUUGGAAAGAUCAACCCAGCUGAUUGUGUGGACAUGGAAUGUGAUGCCAAGAAGAAAGUUCUUAUCAAAGACGUGGAUGGUGGUUUCCUUACAGCUCCUGGUUCUAUUAUUCCACAAGCUGAGUUUGGGUGGGAUGACGACAGCGAAAUUUCACGAGGUUUAGGAGAUUACCGAAUCCCCAAGGCGAUGUUAACGGGAACUGAAGGAACCAGGAUUCCUGUGACUUCAAUUGCUGACCAGAGAGGAAUCAUAAGAAACAGUGCCUGCACCUACAAAUCAAUAUGGCAAGCAUAUGACUGUCAUGGUGAUGGAGUCCUUGAUUACCAGAUGUUGGUUAUUGAGAGUUUGGAUGAUGAUACUGAAACAAGAAGGUUAUCACCUGUUGCACUUAACGGUGGCAGAACCAUUGAUCUCAACAACGGUCCACAAGAUCACGGCUGGUGCUCCGGCUACACUUGUCAGAAGAGAAUCUCCACUUUCUAUGUCAUUGUAACAAGUGGAACUCACUUCGACGUUUUCUUCACUGGUUAUGCUCCAAGAAACUUGAAGCUUCAUCUGCUCAACGUUGAGAAUGAUAAGACAGUCCGCGUUGCAAUCUGGUAUCCAAGACCUGAGAGACUUGACGUUUACCAAGCAGAGAAAGAUCUUUACAUCUUUCCACAGAAUUCAUUUUAUGACACAACAAGAGACCUGUGGAACACAAAACAACCAGACACAAACACACCCGAUCAAUACAAACCAGCCAUCGAUUCUGGUGUAAAUGGAGCAAACUACAUUGACCUGAAGACCCGUCUUCUGUACGUCACAAUCAGGGGAUCAGAACCUGUUAAGAUCGUCACCGUACCAAUGGUUCAGAUCGCUAUCGGGUUCCCUGCUAUUUCUGUUGACGAUUUCUUCGGAGAUAACCUUGUCCAAAAUCUCGCUACAUACCUUGGUGUUCCAUCGUACAAGAUACGGGUGGUUAACGUUGUGAGAGAAACUUCUAGAAGAAGACGAGAUCUCAGAUCCAGACGCAGCACAGAUGUGGUGACGUACACCAUUGAAUAUGGAGAUGAAAUUGUUAACGGAACUGGAUCGAACGUGACUUCAAAUUCCUCGCUUGCAGCUGAGUUCCUUAACCAGGGCGUCACUCAGGCAAGUUUAUAAGAUAUCUAUGUUUCG
This is a messenger RNA of Ciona intestinalis (vase tunicate), 2837 nucleotides long. Lineage: Eukaryota; Metazoa; Chordata; Ascidiacea; Phlebobranchia; Cionidae. The record is from RefSeq and is a predicted model, not a curated record.